This is a messenger RNA of Klebsormidium nitens, 1552 nucleotides long. The record is from the annotation of a GenBank genome assembly. Lineage: Eukaryota; Viridiplantae; Streptophyta; Klebsormidiophyceae; Klebsormidiales; Klebsormidiaceae.
GUUCUGAUUCCUGAAUGAGAGAAGGAAGUGGGGCGUCAGGAAAGAGAAGGGCGCCACGAGCGUCGAGAAGGCGUACACGGUAGGCGUUUGUGGUGUCCACCGUCGCGUUUGGCGGCUCAAUCUGAUUUCUUCUUGUAUUUGAAACCUGCGCGGGUAGAGGUGCAGUCCGCACACAUAGAGGUUUCCUUUGGAGGACGGCCCCACGGUGCUGACUUCAUCCGUUGAGUGGGAGGGUCUGCUGGGGCCGACAUCAUGGCAAUGCAGGGAGGGGCCCGCCGGCUGCUGGGGCGGCUGGUCCAGGGCCUGGGGCCUGCUUCAGAACAGACGUUUGGGGGAGCUUUUGGGGCGCAGAACUUCAUCAACGGCGAACUCGGCACCGCUGGUUCCAGAAAUGCUUCGCAACUUGCUGUCAAGAACAGAAUGAAGUCUGUGAAGAACAUUCAGAAGAUCACCAAGGCCAUGAAGAUGGUGGCAGCAUCCAAGCUCCGCAGAGCGCAGGAGCAGCUGGAGAAAACCCGCAGCAUCUGGCAGCCAUUCACUGCGCUCCUUGGAGACGCCCCUGCCACUGUUGCGGAGAAGAGCCUGACCAUCACAGUCUCCAGCGACAAAGGCCUGUGCGGUGGCAUCAACUCCACGGCAGUCAAGUACACUCGGGCCUACAAAAGGUGGCUGGACCAGCAUGAUGUCACUGCGGUUGCCGAGAACCCCAAGCCCCUGGUCGACAUUGCGGUCCUGGGAGAGAAGGGCAAGGCGCAGCUCCAGCGUGACCUGUCCAAGUCGCUGGUGCUCACUGCCGUCGACUACAGCAGAGUCGGGAUCAACUUCAGUCUGGUGUGUGAGAUGAUUGACCAGAUCAUGAAGGAGAAGGAAUACGACGUCUAUCGGGUCAUCUUCAACAGAUUCGCGUCCACCAUCUCCUUCCAGCCCACCGUGGCGACCGUCCUCUCUGCAACGACCCUUCAAGACCAGCUGGAGGGCGGCGGCUCCCUGGAGGAGUACGAAUUUGAAGGGACCGAGAAUGGCGCAGCAGAGGUGCUCCAAGACCUGAGCGAGUUCCACCUUGCCUCGGUGCUGUACAACGGCCUGGUAGAGAACGCCACGAGCGAGCAGGGUGCACGCAUGUCCGCCAUGGACUCGUCCACCAGGAACGCCAGCGAGGUCCUGGAGAAGCUCACCCUCAACUACAACAGAUCUCGGCAGGCUGCCAUCACAACCGAGCUUAUUGAGAUUAUCUCAGGAGCUGCAGCUUUGGAGGCUGGCAAUGACUAGUCCAGUGAAACCGGCCAAGUACUUUUGGUGUCGAGAGAUGCCAUCUAAUCAAUUCACGAACCUUUAAGACGAUGUAAAGCGUAGCAAAUUGGUGUAACACGUCUUUCACAUGCGGCCAGGCUCACUUCACUAUGUCGCCAGCCGGUCUCUGUAUGACCAGCUUUUCGAUUUUUGAUUUCGGCAUGCACACAAAAUCUCUUUCUUAUGGAUUCAGAACUCAUUUCCAAGGGCAGACUUUGACAUCCAGAGGAGAGUGACUAUUGUCAGCUAGCAAAUUACAGCU